AUGCGCCGUCAGUUUGGUGAACAUUUGGUGAUCGUCGUCAUGUUCUUUGUUGCUUCAACAGGAUUUCCAGUUUGGCAGGACACUACCAGCCAAGAGGAACGAUGGAGCGUCCAAGAACAGAGUGCAAACUUUGCUAUUAACAAAGCAGACAUCACCAAGGAAUUCAACAACGGAGUGUGGAAGAGCCACGUGGUGAGCAGUGACCUCUACUCGCAGGACGCGCAGGACGCGCAGGACCCCAUGAUGGUGGAAAUGAGGCACAAGCUGAGCCAGGAGUCUGAACGCCUGCGUGCCCGUCUGAGGAAGGAGCUGAUGGAGCUCAGACAGAGGCUCUCUCCAUACCCCAGCCAUCCACAGCUGGCCCCGGCCAACAUACGCCAGCUCCUGACCCCCCUAACCCAGCAUCUCAGCAGGGCUCUGGACUCCCACGCCCAGGAGCUCUGUGUCCAGCUGGGCCGAAGCCUCCAGGGUCUCCGGCCUGAUGGUCAUUCACGUUCCCAGGAGGUCCUGGAGGAGGUUGGCCGUGCUCUGGACGAGAGCCAUCGGAGGAGGACCGCCGCCUUCGAGAACUUUAAAACGAAGGCCUUCGAGGCGGUUGAAGAGGAGCACGACAGCAGCAGGAAGGAGCUGUGGGAGGAGGUGACGGCCAGACUUGGCCAGGAGAUCUGCUCCUUCAGUUUAGAGGUACAGGGCAAGGUGGCGGCACUGAAGGUCUCGCUGGCAGGGCUCCUGACCGCAGCAAAGCCUGCAGGAGCUGCAGCAGUCUCCAGGGUGGACCUCUUCUGCCAGAGCUCCUCGGCACAGAACCAGAAGUUCAUCGCUAAUUUAGAGCAGCAAAUAGCCAAGCUUGAAGAAGAGCAGAGGAAAGGGGAGACAGCGAGGUACAUCAGCAUAGAAUCCAUUCAGGAGGACUUCUCCACCAGACUCAGCGCACUACUGCAGGACAUCAGACACACUCUGAACUAGAGCACUACCUCGCCACACGUCCAGG
Messenger RNA from Electrophorus electricus (electric eel), 991 nucleotides. RefSeq lists its product as uncharacterized. NCBI's taxonomy places the organism in Eukaryota, Metazoa, Chordata, Actinopteri, Gymnotiformes, Gymnotidae. The record is from RefSeq and is a predicted model, not a curated record.